UUGUUAUUCCAGUUUGAUGUUAAUCUUAGUAAGCAAAUUAAAUCCUGUUCAAAAAGGUAAGAUAGGAAACAAUAUAGCCUUUCUUAAAAAAUUCUCGCUACAAAGAUUUUUGCUGUUUAUUUCUUUGUUUUUUUUUUGUGAUAGACCAUUGCUCAUAUCUUAAUUGCUAUCAAUAUGAAUAGUAUUUUUGGAUCAUCAUACUUCCAGGGCCACCUUAUCUGCAUAAAUGCAUGAUUGCUUACAAUAUAGAAAAAAAAACAAAAUUAAAAAAGCAUAUCCACGCACCUCUACAGGUCACACGGUAAAGUAUAAAAGUCAAAGUAUGCACAAGAAUGUAUUAACAUCUACUUUUGUGGUUGCAGGAUGUGACUCCAUGGCUUCAAUUUUGAGUUGUGCAUUCUAAGCUCUGUUUCUGUUGGAGUGAUAUGUGAGUCACUCGGCAGAUCUAACUCGAUGAUGUUUUGGGUGAAUUAUAUUUUCCACACGCUAGAAGGAUAGGCACAGGCUAUUAUUACAUAAUCUAAACGUUUACAUAUAGGCAAGUCGAUAUGGAUUUAAUCCGUUCACUGCACCCACAACGGAACAGUGCUCCUGACAGACGGGACUGGCACGAAUAGCAGGCGCCGGCGCCGGCGCGGCAAAGCGCGCCAUUCUUUCUAGUAGUUCAGGCGUGCAUCAGAUCCAAUGAUUCAAGUUUAGCAACGCUCGAUCGCGUUACUCCCUUUCCAUGACCAUGAGUAACAUAGUUGUGGGUUUGAUCCGUACAUUUCAGUGCUCUCGCUGUCAAGGAUCCCAUUGUUACUGAGCCCAGGAGAGCCCAUCAGAGCAAAGUUGCAAACUCGUUGGCCCAUUCUGACCUGAAAAGACUGGGCCGUGCCCUUGCGCCACUGCACUACGCGCUUCGCUUCCCUUCCAAUUCGGCUGCCCGCAAACCCCCCCCCCCCCCCCCCCCCCCUCAAAAUCUCCUCCGACUCCCCGCCGCCGACGAGCACCACCAUGGCGCUGGCACGGCGGCUGCUCCGCCUGCGCCCCCACCUCGCCACGCUCCCGCUCCCUCCCCCCAGCCCCCCGCGCCUCCUCCAGUCCCGCACCUACAUCUCCGACAUGCGCCGGUCCGCCCUCGUCGACCGCCUCCUCCGCUCCGUCCGCUCCGAGAUCUCCUUCCUCGACAACUCCGCGCCGCCACCAUCGCCUCCGGCCCCCGCGCCCUUCGCCGUCGAGGACUGCCCCGGCGAGCAGUGGGCCCGCCUGCGUCGCGUGUUCCCUGCGGCCGAGGGGGAGGAAGAGGAGGUCAGGGUGGACGCCACAUUGGUCGACGGCGCGCUGCCGCCCUCCCGCUCUGGCGCGGACACGGGCGGCCAGCCCAGGUUGCACAUCAGCGUCAAGGUCGAGGUCUCCAAGGCCGCGCGGCCAGGGGUGGCGCUCAACUUCGAGUGCUCCGCGUGGCCUGACGAGAUGGAGGUGCAGAGGGUCUUCCCCGUCCGCCGCGGCGGCCCUUCGCCGCUGCGGCAGUACGUCGGCCGCCAAUUCAGUUGCUGCUUCGGAUGUUUGGUAAUGGUCUUGCUAGUGAUAAAAAGGCGCUACGUGCUUGUUAUUGCUGAAAUUGAGGAUGGUGUGAAUUGUGAUCAACUGAUCAUUCGUGAGGUUAAGUACUUGGGCACGGGGAAAUUGAGUUAGAUGAGGAGAUGCAAAGUGCGGUGCGAGAUUACUUGGAGCAAAGAGGAGUGAACGAUGAGCUUGCAGCGUUCCUGCAUGCGUACAUGGAAAACAAGGAACAUAGUGAACUUAUAAGAUGGUUGAAGAACGUUGAACU
This is a messenger RNA of Panicum virgatum (switchgrass), 1813 nucleotides long. RefSeq lists its product as uncharacterized. Lineage: Eukaryota; Viridiplantae; Streptophyta; Magnoliopsida; Poales; Poaceae. Gene Ontology annotation, cellular component: mitochondrial matrix. The transcript is spliced from 3 exons. The coding region runs from base 997 to 1677 and encodes 226 amino acids. The record is from RefSeq and is a predicted model, not a curated record.